Phytophthora sojae is the source of this 348-nucleotide messenger RNA. RefSeq lists its product as hypothetical. The transcript has a single exon. The record is from RefSeq and is a predicted model, not a curated record. The annotation marks the transcript as partial. Lineage: Eukaryota; Oomycota; Peronosporomycetes; Peronosporales; Peronosporaceae.
AUGGAUCAAGUCUUUCACGAGAGUGGGUUGGACAACUCGGUGGAUGACUCGAUCAGGAAGGCCUAUAUCAAGACGAGAAUGGGCUCUGAGGGCCAGGAAGAGCUCUACGCUGAGCUGCUCGACGUGAAUAUCCUCCCAUUCGACUCCGAACGCGUGUCGUCGGCCAUGUGGUACGCGGCGAAGCGGCAGUACAGCAAGAACAGCUACCAUUCCUACCAGGGUGUGGAAGGGAGGGAUGAUACGAUUGCGGUGAAAUACCGGAGCAAGUCUCAGCGGAGGGGUGUCGAAGCGUGGCUGGAUGUCAUCAUGGUCAUGCGCUGUUACGCGGAGAAGGAUCGACUUGCGAUC